Molecule: messenger RNA, 1332 nt
Organism: Aspergillus terreus NIH2624
Lineage: Eukaryota; Fungi; Ascomycota; Eurotiomycetes; Eurotiales; Aspergillaceae
Product: type III PLP-dependent enzyme
Exons: 2
Coding region: 1-1332 (443 amino acids)
Cellular component (GO): cytoplasm
Molecular function (GO): ornithine decarboxylase activity
Source: RefSeq, a predicted model, not a curated record
AUGGUUAUGGCCCCGACUGCGUGUGUACCUGCUGAAGCGUACAUGACUAUACCUGACGUGAAUUGGAAAUCCCAUCAUAGUCAACUCAGCAAAAAUGGAGAGGAUGAUCUCUCGCAAUCUACGUUGGCUGCCAAGGACCUAGUCCUGAAUGUUCUGAAGAAGCGUGCCGCCGAGGUCAAUGUCGACCAAUGCGGCCCCGGUGAGGAAGAUGCGUUCUAUGUCGCGGACAUGGGCGAGGUCUACCGCCAGCACAUGCGCUGGAAGAUGAACUUGGGCCGCGUCCGACCCUUUUACGCGGUCAAGUGCAACCCCGACCCCGAGAUCCUGCGUCUCAUGGCCAAGCUCGGAAACGGCUUCGACUGCGCGUCCAAGGCGGAGAUCGACCUGGCAUUGGCCACCGGCGUCGAUCCCGCCCGCAUCAUCUACGCGCAGCCCUGCAAGACCAAGUCCUACCUGCGCUAUGCCGCCCAGAAGGGAGUCAAGCAGAUGACCUUCGACAACGCCGACGAGCUGUACAAGAUCAAGGCUUGCUUCCCGGAUGCCGAGCUCUACCUGCGCAUCCUGACCGACGACUCCACCAGCUUGUGUCGUCUCAGCAUGAAGUUCGGUGCAUCGCUCGACGUGGCUCAUCAGCUGCUGGAAUUGGCCCGUGACCUGGAGCUGAAGGUCGUCGGCGUCAGCUUCCACGUCGGCUCGGGCGCCGAAGAUCCUAGUGCCUUCCUCAAGGCGGUGCAGGAUGCCCGUCUGGUGUUCGACCAGGCCGCCGAUCUCGGUCAUGAACUGCACACCCUUGAUGUUGGUGGCGGAUUCACUGGCGAGACCUUCGAAAAGUUCGCCGGUGUGCUGAGUGAAGCUCUGGAUACCUACUUCCCGCCCCACGUUCGCAUCAUCGCCGAGCCCGGCCGCUACUACGUCGCCAGCGCCUUCACCUUGGCGGCCAACGUCAUCGCCCGUCGCGACGUCCGGGAUCCCGAGGACCCCAACAAUGAUGCGUACAUGAUCUACCUGAACGAUGGGGUGUACGGCAACUUCUCGAACAUCAUCUUCGACCACCAACACCCCGUGGCUCAGAUCCUCACCUGUGCGAACGGCCCGAAUGCUGCGACUUCGGGCAUCGCCUAUUCCAUCUGGGGUCCCACUUGUGAUGGCAUCGAUGUCAUCACCCAGCGGAUCACGCUGCCUGGCCUUUUGGAUGUCGGGGACUGGCUGUUCUUCGAGGAGAUGGGAGCCUACACCCGGUGCAGUGCCACUCGGUUCAAUGGUUUCUCGGAUAACCACGAGGUAAUCUACAUCUCCAGCGAAGCGGGCGCAUCCGCUCUUCUUGAGUAUUAA